AGAGAGGCUCGGAAGAGCUGGCUGGAUGGUGGUACUCCUCUCUUUUCACUAUUAUUGUGAAGUUAUCAUGGCUGAGGUUCAGUGCAGCACUGAUACAACUGAGGAAGAUGCUACCGAACUCCAGUUCCCAAAAGAGUUCGAAAAGGCUGAGACCCUGCUGAUCUCGGAAGUUCAGAUGCUGCUUGAACAUCGUAAGCAAACUAACGAAAAUGCAGAGGAAGAACAGGAAUUGAAUGAGAGGUUUAUGAAAACUCUCAACUACUGUGAGAGGUUUUCAAAGUUCAAGAACAGAACAACAAUAAAGGCAAUUCGUGAGUUGCUAAACCAGAAGAAGCUGCAUAAGUUUGAACUGGCUGCAUUGGCCAACUUAUGUCCAGAAACUCCUGAAGAAGCAAAGGCUCUGAUUCCAAGUUUGGAGGGACGAUUUGAAGAUGAGGAACUUCGAAUUCUCCUGGAGGACAUGGCAACUCAGAGAAGUUUCCAAUGUUGAUAUCAACUACACUAUUCUUAUUAAUUUUUAUAUCUUAUGCUCUGUGUUUCUCCAGAAAAAAAAUCCAUAUUUAAUAGGAUGAUUGAAGAAUAUGGAAUUGUUCAAAUGUAUAAGAUUUGUUUAUUAAUAAAAACCAUUCAUUCUUGUUUUUCUUGUUAAAA
Cherax quadricarinatus is the source of this 651-nucleotide messenger RNA. RefSeq names its product RNA polymerase II subunit D (gene Polr2D). Gene Ontology annotation, cellular component: RNA polymerase II, core complex. Gene Ontology annotation, biological process: transcription initiation at RNA polymerase II promoter. NCBI's taxonomy places the organism in Eukaryota, Metazoa, Arthropoda, Malacostraca, Decapoda, Parastacidae. The record is from RefSeq and is a predicted model, not a curated record. Gene Ontology annotation, molecular function: nucleotide binding; translation initiation factor binding.